Molecule: messenger RNA, 1566 nt
Organism: Arctia plantaginis
Lineage: Eukaryota; Metazoa; Arthropoda; Insecta; Lepidoptera; Erebidae
Source: the annotation of a GenBank genome assembly
AUGGUAGAUCCAGGACAGUGCAUGACUCGGAAACUCCUCGACCUGAUGCAGGAGACAGGGUACCCGUUAGUUCAACAUAAUGGACAGAGGAGGUUUGGCCCGCCACCAAACUGGGUUGGUCCCAUACCACAAAAAGGAUGCGAAGUUUUUAUCGGGAAACUACCAAGAGAAAUCUUCGAAGAUGAAUUGGUACCUAUUUUUUCUAAAAUUGGUAAAAUAUAUGAGAUGCGUCUGAUGAUGGAUUUCUCAGGGUCCAACAGAGGGUACGCGUUUGUUACGUAUACUUCGAGGGCUGAUGCCUACAGGGCUGUUAAGGAACUGAAUGGGUAUGAGAUUAGACCACGGCGUCACAUCGGAGUCGUUAAAUCUGUUGACAACUGCCGUCUUUUCGUCGGCAAUAUUCCGAAGACGAAGACCAAAGAGGAAGUUCUUGAAGAACUUUCAAAGCGUGUGGCGGGCAUUGUCGACGUUAUCCUAUACAAAAAUUGUUACGAUAAGCGUCUGAACCGAGGCUUCGCAUUCGUGGAGUUUACUUCACAUAGGGCCGCAGCGAUGGCGCGACGGGAGCUUGUACCUGGCUGUGUGAAGAUCUGGGACCAAGAAGUCAUGGUUGACUGGGCUGAACCUGAACCUGAUAUUGACGAUGAGCAAAUGAAUAAUGUAAAGGUGCUCUAUGUAAGAAACUUUCAAAUUAAGACUACACCAGAAACUAUCCAGGCUGUUUUUGAAGCUGCAAUCAAUACUCAAGUUGAAAGAGUUAAAAAAAUCUAUGACUAUGCCUUCAUCCACUUCUAUCAACGGCAGCAUGCAGAAAUAGCAAUGUUUAAACUGCAAAAUACAGAGAUAGAUGGAAGUAUUGUUGAAAUCAGAUGGGCAAAACCAGUUGUUCGUGAAAUAUACAGGAUACAGAAAAUGAACAGGGGCAAUGCUAAGUUCAACAAUAGCUUUAACUUGUCCCAAACAUUAUUGCUCUAUAAACAACAGUUAGAAAAGAAAGAAUAUAUCAGUUCUACCAAAGAUGAUGAAGGCAUUGGUUCACCUUGUGCAGGGGAGUCUACAUGUGGGUCAUCAUCUAAUGGGUGCUCUCCCAGAUAUGCAAAUAGUGCUAAGGAACAGUAUUCAUUGGCUCCAGCUAAGCUUGACUCAAUGUGUAAAAGGUACAUGUGGGCUCCACCUGUGUAUAGCUACCAAAAGUACACAGAUGUUACGGGCACAGAGGUUUGGAUAGGAAGAGUGGAACUACCCCAUGUUGGCACCCCUCUGUUGAGUGUACCUCGUCAUUUGGGGCCUUUAACGACAAGGCCUUGUAUUUCUAUGCAACAGGCACAUGUGGAAGCUGCUGAGUAUGCAUUGCAAAUUAUAAAGACACUUAAAGCAGAAUUCAUUCAGCAGUCUAUGCCGCCACCGCCUGCACCACCAGCUCCUCUCCAGCCAGUGUACCCCACCAUCUUGUCUCCAAUGCCAAGCUGUGUUAACAUACCUUAUGACUACAUGAGUGCACAACAGAUCUACCAGCAAAGACAACCAGUCCUUCCAUGUUCCAUGCCCCUAUGGAGAACCAUGUGA